AUGUCGCCGCAGCAGACGAAGGCCGCGCCCGCAGGCUCGAAGCCAUGCGGCGCGCGCCGCUCGGGGGGAGGCGUUUAUGAGACUUCUGGGAAGAAGCAAGCCUCGAUUCUCUCCUUCUUCUCCCGCCAGCCGACUCCAAGCUCUGCAGACGCUGCUUCUAAGGGCGCCGCGCGUCGCGCGUCUUCGCCACAGGAGCAGGAUGACGCGCCGGCGGCGGCAAGCGUACCCGUGUCGUCCUCCGCGCUGCCCUCAGAUGCAGGGGCGCAGCCAGGCAAGAAGGGCAGCGGCGCCGCCCAGAAGUCCGCGAGACGCUUCAGCGAGGGCUUUGCUGGCAAGAGGCAGGACGCCGACGACGCGGAGGCGGCAACCCCCGACAGAGCCGCGCACGCGACCCCCAAGGAGAGCGACGCUUCUCAGGAAAACGAAGAGAAAAAGCGACAGAGAGUUGCCCCGGAAAAAGCGAAUGGAGCCACAAAGCCCUGCGAGGACGACGACCCUCCAAGCGAAGACGUGCGCAAGUUUAAGAGAAUCCGAAAGGGCGUGAGGCUGAGUGAUGACGAAGAGAAAGUGCAGACGCCCGCUUCGGUUCGGCGAAAGCGACAGGAGGAAGCGAAGCGGAAGAAGGGAGCUGAGGAAAGUAAAGCGAAGAAGGGCGCGAAAACAGAGGCCGAGGAGGAGGAGGACAGCGAAGAAGAAGAGGACGAAGAAGAGUUCGAGGCUUCCUCGAUGAGUGAUAGCAGCUUCGAGAACGAAAGCGAGGAGGACGACGACAGCGACGACGACGAUGAAGAGGAAGAAGAGGAGGAAGACGAGGAAGAAGACGAGGAAGAAGAGAGAAGGAGGCGGCGGAAAUCUGCGCCGAAAAAGAAGGGCAAAGAGAGCGAGAGCGAGCCUCCGUCUUCCGUAAAGGCCAAGGCACCUUCGUCCGCGUCUCCUUCGCCGUCUACGCCGUCUCCGUCCUCAGGGACGAAGCUGAAAGAUCUGCUUUACUCUUCGUCUGCGACGUGCUCGCCCCCGCCAGCGAGGGCCUCGGAGUCGAGGCCCGUCAGUUCGCCGGCUGGGGCGGCAGCGAAACCUACGGGGUCGACGUUGUCCUUCGCGGCGGCGAAGGAGCAGCUCGACGAGUCUGAGCUUCGGCGGCGGCUUCUGGCCUCACCGGCGGCACAGAACUGUCACUAUUUUCGUCACUUCGUGGAGGACUACUACACCUACCAUCGGCAGUUCAGCUUCCCGCCGUGGUCAGAUCCCGCACGCAUGCGCGACCUCGCAGGGCGGAAGGCGAUCGACUGCGACGCCGCCUACGACUUCUCGACGCUGUGGAUCCCCGCACCGGACUCGCAGAUGGCGCGCACACACGCGCGGCCGCACAUGACUCCCGGAAUGGCGCAGUAUUGGGAGAUCAAGAAGCAGCACUUCGACAAGCUGAUUCUGUUCAAAAUCGGCAAGUUCUACGAGCUCGUCUACGGCGACGCGUGCGCGGCGCACCGUAUUCUCGACCUGAAAUGGAUGGGCGGCGGCGGGAACGAUGCAAAGCCACACUGCGGCUUCCCUGAACAGAAUCUCCAUGUGCAGGCUCGACAGCUGAUUCAGGCCGGCUACAAAGUCGUCGUCGUGGAGCAGAUGGAGACGCCGAAGGAACUCGAAAAACGCAACAGCCAGGCGGGCGUCGGCGCGAAGGACAAAGCCGUGCGACGCGAAGUCUGCGAGGUCUACUCGGCAGGCACCGUACGACACGCUGACAUGCUCAACAGCGAGGCGCGGUAUUUGCUCGUUCUCUUCUUCGGCGACGAAGAAGACGACGACACGCAGACGCCGUCGGGCUGCGGAGGCGACAGACCGGGCGACAGCUCUGUCGCGAAGGGCGAGGAGAACGGGUGCGACGAGGCGGAGGGCCUCGACGAGGCGAUGGGCGUUGCGGCGGCGGCGGAGAAGGCGCGGGUGAAGCGCCUUUCAGGGUUGGCGGAGGCGGCUGCGGUGAAGGAGGAAGGGGGCGCUGCGCGGGCAGGGUCGCGGGAGGGGGCGAAGAGCGUGCUGAAGCCGGGAUUUUCCGCGUGCCUCGUGGACGUCUCGACGUGCCGCGUGGCGCUGCUGCACAUGGCGGACGACCCGGGGGCGUGGCCUGCGCUGCGGCUGCUUCUCGCGCAGACGCUGCCGGUGGAAGUCGUGUACUCGCCAGUCAACAUCCCUGCCUCAGUGCUCAAGCUGCUCAAGUACCUGCCGUCCGCGCCGCAGCUCUCGCCGCUGACUGCGUUUCCUGACCUCCUCGCUGCUCACGCAGAGGUGGACAAGUACGUCGCGUCGCGGCUGCAGAGCCUGCCGAAGGCAGAGCCUGGGGGUGCUUCGCACUCCGAGCGCGCGUCGCUGGAGCUCUGCAUGCGCCUCUGCGAGCGCUGGCCGUCGCUGCACUGCGCGCUGGGCGGCCUCUGCGUGUAUCUCCGCGGGUGUCGCCUGGACGCGUCGGUGCUCUCCAUUUGCCAGUUCGAGGUCUUCCGCCCGCGCGACGCGUCGCUGCUUGUGCUGGACGCCAACGCGCUCAGACAGCUCGAGGUGCUGCAGACGCAGGAAGGCAGCGCGAAGAACUCUCUCUUCAGCCACCUCAACCGAACUGUGACGCCCUUCGGCUGCCGCCUGCUGCGUCGUUGGGUCGUCGCGCCGCUGCGCAACGCGCGGGAGCUGCGUCGCCGCUUGGACGCCGUGGAGUGGCUCUUCAGCCACCCGGAGGCCGUUGACGUCGUCCGCAAGGCGCUGCGUGCAUGUCCCGAUGUCGAGAGGCUCUCAGCCAAGAUCUGCGCGCAGGGGCUCCAGGGCGAGCGCAAGGCGGUCUACUUCGACCAGUUCCACCAGAAACUCCUCAACGAGUUCCUCGCCCUCCUCGACGCCUUUCUCGCCGUCGAACGCCUCGUGGACAGCCUCAGACGCAUGCUCGGGCAAGACGAGGAGGGUGCGACGCGGGUCAAGGCGGAGGUCAAGGCGGACGCAGGCGACCCUGGGAAGAGCCAGCUGGUGGCGGCGGCGGCCGACGCGACGACGCAGACGCCGGGGCGACUCGUGGAGCUCUGCGCAGACAGGGAGCAUGGAGGAUCCUUUCCCGUCCUCGCGCCACUCGUCGCCAGCCUCAAGAGCAAAAUCGCCACAGACGCCGACGGCGCUAAAAUUCCCGCAAAGGGCGUUCUGGCGGCCUACGACGAGACUGAGAAGGAAAUGCAGGAAGUCCAGCAGAAACUAGCCAAGUGCCUCGAGGAUCUGAAGGCCGCCUGGAAGAUGCGCAGUCUGGCCUUCGUCCACAGCAAAUUUAAGUACGAAGUGGAGUGCCCAGACACCGUGUCCAAACAGCUGCUGCGGGACUACGAGUGCGACAUCACCUCCUCCAGAAAGGGAUUCUACAGGAUCCGAACGCCAGAGAUCUGCGACCUGGUGGCAGAGUUGGAAGAUCUGGAGCAGAAGCAGAAGGACGCGUUUUAUCCGUUUUUUUCGGUUCUCUUCAACGAGUUCUACGCGAAUUUCGCACAUGCGUUCGGACGCGCCAUUCAAAUCGCCGCCGAACUCGACUGCCUCCAGUCGCUCGCCUCCGUCGUCAGCCACCAUGCAGGCGGCAGCGGCCAAAUGUGCAGGCCGAUUAUCCUCGACGCGCGCAACGACCAGCCGCCGGUUCUCUCCCUGAAGAACUGCAGGCACCCCGUGGCGGAGACGCUGAUGGACAACUUCGUGCCGAACGACAUUUACCUGAACUGCGGCUCUCACGUCGACAAGCGGACGCUGCUGCUGACGGGACCCAACAUGGGCGGCAAGAGCACGCUGCUGCGGCAGACGGCGCUCUGCGUCAUCAUGGCACAAAUCGGCUGCUUUGUGCCAGCUGACAGCUGCACCCUGACGCCCGUAGACCGCAUUUUCACUCGGCUGGGCGCAGAAGAUUUCAUUCUUCAGGGCGCCAGCACCUUCCUCGUCGAGCUUAAGGACGUCGCAGACCUCAUGACUUACGGCACUCAGCACUCGCUCGCGGUGAUUGAUGAGCUGGGAAGAGGCACUUCGACGUUCGACGGAACGGCCAUCGCGCUGGCGUCGCUGGAGCACAUCACCGACAAGCUGCAGUGUCGCUGCUUGUUCGCGACGCAUUACCACCUGCUGUGCUACGAGAUGCAAAGUCACCCCCACGUGGUGAACGUGCACAUGAAGGCGGCGAUCGACGAGGAACAUCACUCCCUCGCCUUCCUGUACAAACUGGCCAAGGGCAUUUGCCCCAAGUCCCACGGCAUCCACGUCGCCCGCCUCGCCGGCAUCGAACCGGCGAUUCUCGCGUGUGCCGAGGAGAAGUCCCUGAGCCUUCAGCAGGAAAUCGUGCGACAGCAGCGGCAGUGGCGUCUCUUAGGCGUGGCGAAGAAGCUCGCAGGAGCAGACGCGGAGGAGCUGCGGCGCCUCUUUUCCGAGCGCCGGGAGUCCAUCCUGGAGGAUCUUGCUGAAGAAGAGAAAGCUCGCCGGGAAGACGAGAGGGCCCUACAUGCCGAGAAUGCAGCGGAAAAGGACGUGGACAUGGAGGGCUAG
Molecule: messenger RNA, 4539 nt
Organism: Besnoitia besnoiti
Lineage: Eukaryota; Apicomplexa; Conoidasida; Eucoccidiorida; Sarcocystidae
Product: putative DNA mismatch repair protein MSH6-1
Exons: 14
Coding region: 1-4539 (1512 amino acids)
Biological process (GO): mismatch repair
Cellular component (GO): MutSalpha complex; nucleus
Molecular function (GO): ATP binding; mismatched DNA binding; ATP-dependent DNA damage sensor activity
Source: RefSeq, a predicted model, not a curated record